This is a messenger RNA of Diaporthe amygdali, 1674 nucleotides long. RefSeq lists its product as uncharacterized. Gene Ontology annotation, biological process: glucose 6-phosphate metabolic process; glycolytic process; intracellular glucose homeostasis. Gene Ontology annotation, cellular component: mitochondrion; cytosol. The transcript has 3 exons. Lineage: Eukaryota; Fungi; Ascomycota; Sordariomycetes; Diaporthales; Diaporthaceae. Gene Ontology annotation, molecular function: mannokinase activity; ATP binding; glucokinase activity. The coding region runs from base 1 to 1674 and encodes 557 amino acids. The record is from RefSeq and is a predicted model, not a curated record.
AUGGCGUCUGGACAACAAUCACCGCCCCAGUCCUUGGACGACUUCCUCCGACCCCUUCGCAUUACCGACAACGCCGUUCUCGAGCUCUCGCGCGAUUUGACGGAAGAUUUCUCAAGGUUGUCUAAUAAGUCAGACAACCAGUUCUUGCCAACGCCCAUUAGCGAGUCUCUUCUCGGGCGCGUCGACGGAGCCGAUCGCGGCCGGUAUCUUGCUAUUGACAUAGGAGGAACGAAUCUCAGAGUUGGCUUUGUCGAGCUGCUCGCCGGGGAGUCUGGCGAACCUGGUGAAAGUGGCGGAACUGGCGAUACAACAGACGAAGACUCUCCGAUCAACGGGGGUGGGUUUUCAGUGUUCGCGCUCGGGUCACCACAGUCAUCACAGCCACCACGGUUACGUCGGCUCCUGGAACGUUCAUGGCCCAUCGGCGAGCAGCUCAAGGACCAGAACGCAGACAGCCUCUUCAAAUUCAUCGGCAAAUGCAUAUCACUUAUCGUUCAGCAGGCUACCAGUGAAUGGGGCCUCCAUCCCGAUGCCGAGCUACCCAUGGGUGUCACCUUCAGCUUUCCGAUGGAGCAAAAGUCGCUGCAUGAGGCAAUUCUUAUGCCAAUGGGGAAAGGGUUUGCGCUCGAUUGCAAAGUCGACCUAGGAGCUUAUCUAGUUGCAGGGUACGAGGAGUACCGUGAGAACUCUCUGCCUCGGAUCAGGGUAGCAGCUAUUGCAAACGACGCCGUUGCAAGCCUUGUCUCGUUCAUUUACCAGUUCCGGGCAAAACCAAACCAGAAAGCUGCCAUGUCCCUGAUUUGCGGAACAGGUACCAAUGCUACGAUACCCCUGAAACUCAGCACCCUCAAGGACAGCAAACGACCCCAGACAGUCAGCGUGAUACCGGGACAGGCUGGGAACGACGUCAAGAUAGCUGUGAACACCGAAUGGAGUAUUAACGGCACAGUGAAUACUCUAAGCAGCCACGGCCUCAUAACUGGGUGGGAUACACGGCUAAAUAUGCACGUCGAGAAGCCCGGCUUCCAACCACUGGAGUACAUGACCUCUGGUCGUUAUCUCGGCGAGCUGGGCCGCAUCAUAUUCGAAGACUACUUGACAAAAAUUCUGCGGUACGACAGAUUCGAACUACCACUCAAACUGAGAGAGCCGUUCACCCUUAGCACGACAUUCCUCAGUCAUUUCAAUCCUCGAAACACCGAAAAUGGCACCCUGGUGGAGCAACUGCAGAGGGAGUUCCCUAUUGCGAAGAAAAAAAAUGCAGCACACUCUAUCCACGACCAGUUGGAGUGGACCCCAGAGAUUGCCGACGCGCUCUAUCGCAUAGCAGUUGCUAUUGAGGUACGGGCUGCGGGACUUAUGGCUGCCUACACAAUCGGCCUCCUCACCUUGUCUGAAGAUCUGCCGCCGAUCACGAAGAGAAACAGUGUUGAUGUAGACAAAGUUGGCAGCAAAUCAAGGGGCAAACCAGACGAACUCGUCGUUGGAUAUACGGGGGGCUGUAUAACGGCUUUCCAGAACUACCUGAAGGACUGCCAGGCGUUCCUCGACAGUGUUGUCGCUCUGGAGCAUGGCAAGGGAAAGUUCCGCGUUCUCCUUAGCCCAUGUCACGACGGAGGAAUAACCGGGGCUGGAAUAUUGGUUCCUGCAUCAUUGCAUAGCGAAGGAAAAUAG